Passer domesticus (house sparrow) is the source of this 2068-nucleotide messenger RNA. Its product is annotated as olfactory receptor 14A16-like. The transcript has a single exon. NCBI's taxonomy places the organism in Eukaryota, Metazoa, Chordata, Aves, Passeriformes, Passeridae. The record is from RefSeq and is a predicted model, not a curated record. The coding region runs from base 495 to 1475 and encodes 326 amino acids. Gene Ontology annotation, molecular function: olfactory receptor activity; G protein-coupled receptor activity; odorant binding. Gene Ontology annotation, biological process: G protein-coupled receptor signaling pathway. Gene Ontology annotation, cellular component: membrane.
GGAACAGGUCUGGUUGGCUGGGCCUGACUGGUGCAGCUGAGAUGGCAUGUUGAGGGUUGCUUCUCAUCUGCCCCUAAAACUCUGGAGUUCUGUGCUUUCCUUCCAGUGGGAAAGAACUCUCCCUCUCCUCCAGGGGUUCAUGGCUGAAAUUGGGAUUCUACCUCUAUAUCUGAUUAUAUCUGAAGACUGUUCCCAUAGGAAACCUGCCAGCAAAGACAGCUCUGGAUGGCCUUGGCAUCUUGGGGGCCACCUCUUACCUGCCUUCAAAACACUGGAGGGAUGUGUUUUUCUUUCCAUUGUAAAAAGCAUCUUUGAAGUCCAGGUGUCUAUGGCCACAAUUGGGAAUCUGCCUCCAAAAUUCCUUAUAUCCAAGGAUAGCUCCCAGACAAAAUCUGCCAGGACUGUCCAGGUUCCUUUGGCUUCCUGAGGGCCAGCUCUCAUCUGCCUGUGAAACACUGGGGCUCUGCCCCUGCAGCCACCACCUGCACACGCCCAUGUUCUUCUUCCUGCUCAACCUGGCCCUCAGUGACCUGGGCUCCAUGUGCACCACUGUCCCCAAAGCCAUGCACAAUUCCCUCAGGGACACCAGCACCAUCUCCUACAAAGGAUGUGCUGUACAGCUCUUUCUGUUUAUCUUCUUCAUUGGAGCAGAGUAUUUCCUCCUGAACAUCAUGUGCUUUGACCGCUACGUGUCCAUCUGCAAACCCCUGCACUACGGGACCCUCCUGGGCAGCAGAGCUUGUGCCCACAUGGCAGCAGCUGCCUGGGCCACUGCCUUUCUCACUGCUCUGCUGCACAUGGCCAAUACAUUUUCCCUGCCCCUGUGCCAGGGCAAUGCCUUCGGCCAGUUCUUCUGGGAAAUCCCACACAUCCUCAAGUUCUCCUGCUCCAAAUCCUACCUCAGGGAACUUGGGCUUAUCAUGAUUAGUGUCUUUUUAGCCUCUGCAUGCUUUGUGUUCAUUGUUUUCUCCUACGUGCAGAUCUUCAGGGCUGUGCUGAGGAUCCCCUCUGAGCAGGGACAGCACAAAGCCUUUUCCACCUGCCUUCCUCACCUGGCCAUGCUCUCCCUAUUCCUCAGCACUACAGCCUUUGCCUACCUGAACUCCUCCUCCAUGUCCUCCCCAUCCCUGGAUCUGGGGGUGUCAGUUCUGUACUCAGUGGUGCCUCCAGCCCUGAACCCCCUCAUCUACAGCCUGAGGAACCAGGAGCUCAAGGCUGCAGUGUUGAGAGUGAUGAGUGGAGGUUUCAGAAACACUGAACUGCUGGCCAGUUUCUGCAAAUCUCUUGUAAUAGAAGUAAUUUUUGAUACUGCUUGUUGGUUUCAUUUUGGAGGCCCUAUUUCUUUGUUUUCCUUCUUAAUAUUUUCCGCAAAGAAAUGCCAUUGUUUGUGCCAUUGCUCAUUUUGUUUCUCUCCACCUUCCGUGUGGCCACAGACUGCGUCAAUGAGGGGCUGCACUUUCAGUGGUUUUAAAUGAAAGAAAGUAUUUCCCACCAGAGAUGCCCUUUUGUUGCCUUCUCUGGAGCUGCAGCAGCGAUGUCUGUGUGCACAGCUGGGGCAGAUCAGUGCUGGCACAGCAGCUGUGCCCAGCAGCAGCAGCAGCACUUGGUGUUGCCAGUGCUGUUCUCGUGCCCCUGCCCUCUCGGGAUCUCCUCUGGUCAAGGUGAGCCCGAGGUGUGUUAAAAAUCUCUUUUUCCAACCCAGCUGUCAAAGAAGGAGUCAGAAGUCUUCAGCUUGCGUUCUUAAGGUUGUUUAUUAUUUCUUAUCUGAAGCAUUUUCUGUCUGGCCUGCCGAGGUGUGUUCAGCAGGUCAGUCCGAGGCACGCUACUCUGCCCUGAGGCGGUGCAAUCUCUUCAUACUAAAAACUACAUGUACUUUUUUUGCAGUUAUUUUCCAUUACCUAUCAUCUAUGUUGGACAGUGACUUUCUACUUUACACCAAUCCUAGGGUGCUACCAUCACCAAGAAGAUGGAGGCUAGGAAGAAGAAGGAAGAAGAACAGGAGAAUGCCCAAAUCCCUCCAUCUUGUCCCCUGGACCCCCAUAGUAAAAUUCUUCCAAAUUCUACCUUU